Lytechinus variegatus (green sea urchin) is the source of this 357-nucleotide messenger RNA. Its product is annotated as salivary glue protein Sgs-3-like. NCBI's taxonomy places the organism in Eukaryota, Metazoa, Echinodermata, Echinoidea, Temnopleuroida, Toxopneustidae. The transcript is spliced from 2 exons. The record is from RefSeq and is a predicted model, not a curated record. Bases 1 to 357 code for a protein of 118 amino acids.
AUGGGAGGAGACGAACAGCAACCCGACCAACGGCGAACCGUUAGCAUCAAACCAACCAACAAUCCGAUUACCAACAAACCGACCAACAGCAAUCCGAUAAACAACAAACCGACCAACGGCAAACCAUCAACGGUAAAGCAACUAACAACAAGUAACAAACCUAUCGAAAGCAAACAGACCAACCGAAAAUCGACCAACAGCAAACCGAUUACCAACAAACCGACCAACGGCGAACCGAUUAACAACAAACCGACCAACAGCAAUCCGAUUACCAACAAACCGACCAACAGCAAUCCGAUAAACAACAAACCGACCAACGGCAAACCAAUCAACGGUAAAGCAACUAACAACAAGUAA